AUGCCAAGGUCUUUCUUGGUAAAAAAGGUGAAACUGGACGAUUUCUCCACCGGGGCGGAUUUGGAGAACGCCUACCGGCACAGGACAGACCUCAGCCUGCGGCUCCAUGACAAAGCUGGUUACAUCAGUGACUACAUCAGCCCUGUCGUGUACGAUGGUGAGAGUGACAGUGGGAUCAAGAUGCCCUCCCCCGACCCCCUCUAUGAUGGUAUCCACAGUGACUACGGGGCCCCUGACUCGGAGUCCCCCGACAGUCCCGGCUCCGAAAUCACUGACGGUUACAUCAACGGAGAUGCUGCGGUGAGUGAGGGUUACACAGUCGAUGCCUUCUUCAUCACUGAUGGCCGCUCGAGGAGGAAAGCUCUUAGCAGUCCCAGGAACAUCCAGAGGCACACCUGCAACGAGUGCGGCAAAACCUACGCCACGUCUUCCAACCUGAGCCGGCACAAACAGACACACCGCUCGCUGGACAGCAAGCUGGCAAAGAAAUGCCCGACCUGCGGGAAGGUGUACGUCUCCAUGCCCGCCAUGGCCAUGCACCUGCUCACGCACGACCUCAAGCACAAGUGCGACGUGUGCGGGAAAGCGUUCAGUCGACCUUGGCUCUUGCAGGGCCACAUGCGCUCUCACACGGGCGAGAAGCCGUUCGGAUGCGCCCACUGCGGCAAGGCCUUCGCGGACCGCUCGAACCUGCGCGCUCACAUGCAGACCCACUCGGCCUUCAAACACUUCAAGUGUAAACGCUGCAACAAGACCUUCGCGCUCAAGAGUUACCUGAACAAGCACUACGAGUCUGCCUGCUUCAAAGGCCCCUUCUCUCCUCUCGGCCCCCUAGAUGCAUGA
Messenger RNA from Chelmon rostratus (copperband butterflyfish), 843 nucleotides. RefSeq names its product transcriptional repressor scratch 2-like. Gene Ontology annotation, molecular function: DNA-binding transcription factor activity, RNA polymerase II-specific; RNA polymerase II cis-regulatory region sequence-specific DNA binding. The transcript has 2 exons. Bases 1 to 843 code for a protein of 280 amino acids. The record is from RefSeq and is a predicted model, not a curated record. Gene Ontology annotation, biological process: regulation of DNA-templated transcription. NCBI's taxonomy places the organism in Eukaryota, Metazoa, Chordata, Actinopteri, Chaetodontiformes, Chaetodontidae.